GUGCCUAAAGGACAUGUUUGGUUAGAAGGUGAUAAUCUCAGGAAUUCUACAGAUUCCAGGUGCUAUGGACCUGUUCCUUAUGGACUGAUAAGAGGACGCAUUUGUUUUAAGGUAUGGCCUCUGACUGACUUUGGAUUUCUACGUGCAAGCCCCAAUGGCCAUAGAUUUCUUGAUGAUUAA
Balearica regulorum gibbericeps (East African grey crowned-crane) is the source of this 180-nucleotide messenger RNA. The record is from RefSeq and is a predicted model, not a curated record. Lineage: Eukaryota; Metazoa; Chordata; Aves; Gruiformes; Gruidae.